AAAUAAAAAAAACCUUAGACUUUCGACCGAAUUUAGUUAUCGGAAAUAGCUCAAAAUUUUAUGUACGACAUCAGAAACAGAGAGCGCAGAGAGUCCGUCUAUAGACAGAGGAAGCCGCACCGGCCGGUAGAUGGAAGCAAGAAACUGCCCGCCGGAGGUCGAUCCGUGCCCCGUGCGACAAUUCCUCGCACGGCAGGCCGAGGUCCAGACCAGUCAGCGCCAGAAUCUGAAGCAUUAUCUGGAGAAGACCAUGUCCGACUUCCCGCCGCCCCCAAUGUCCGCCCAGAACACAACAUCCGCCUCGUCCCCGCCCGGAGGAUCUCGGAUAGGAGAGGGCUGCCAGUGCAACGGGACAAGGCCGAGUUCGAUUCUGGAGCAGCUAGUCGGCGCCGGCGGACGCAAGCAGGAGAAGCGCCUGAUGGUCCCGGACCUGGCCACCGACUGGUUCCGCAAGCAGAAGGUUUUCCUCGACCAGAUCAGCCCUGAGGAGUUGGCCCAGGCCCAGGCCCAGGGCCAGGACAGCUGCUGCUGCCCCGAAGAUGCCGCAGAGGACCGGCUGCCAGAGAGCUGUUGCACCUGCCCGGUCAAGCAACGGAUGCAAUGCCAUCUGAAGGCCAAGCUCGAUUGCGAGUGCAGGAGCAGACGCAGGAGCAGAAGAGAGAAUGCUCCAGCUAGAAGCGAACGGAAGGGCAAGAAAGUGGCCCCCAGUCAGUCUGUCACUCACUGCAAGCCAAAUGUGGCAGGAUGUGGGAAAGAGGGGAGCACGAAAAAGAGAAAGGCCAAGAGCAGGAGCAGGAGCAGGAGCAGGAGUAGAAGCAGGAGCAGGAGCAUGGCCAAAGGCAAAGCCACCAGCAGUGGCAGUAAGGCGAGCAUAGGCAAGAGCCAGGCCAAAGACAGCAGCAAGAACAGCGAGAAACGCAUGGGGGCUGGCGCCCAGAGCCCCAAUCGCCGGCGCAUCGAUCGGCGUAGGAGCUGCAUAUGCCUCCGGCGGAGUCCCUCGUGCCGUUGUCCCUGCCAGAUUCAGUUCCAAGGCGACGGCCAGCCCAUGUCCAGGGAGUGCCAGCUGGCGACGCGGCGCACAGAGCCGCUGAUGCCGUGCCUGCGCAGGAAAUACGAGCUGCAGCAGGCACCGCAGCGGCGACUCGAGCCGCAACACUUUCGCCGCAUCUCGCCGGAGUUCUUCGGUAUACUCCAGAAGUACGAGCAGGCGAUGACCGAGAGCUGCCCGCUCUACGGCAUCUCCAUACGGCACUGGGGCGAGACGGCCCCAGUCUGCACCUGCGACGAGGAUGGCAACCCAGCGAACAGGCAGUGCCUCGGCGAUGAGUCGGUGCACGCAGCGGGUGCCAAGCCGCCCCGUCCGGCCCUGCUCCCCUACGAAUCGGAUGCGAAAAUGGAAGAGGAUCCGAUCUGCACCGAUGCCACCUGUCCUUGCCGAAACAAUGAUCAGUCGGAUCCCACAGCGGAUAGGGACCAGUGCAAGGACCGAGCUGGCCCAGUCAAGUGCCCGGAACCGGAGCCCAGCCAACCGGAGCCGGAACCACAACUGCAGCCUGUAGAGAAGCCCAAGGAGCCCGAGGGGCCGCCCACGAGGAAGCCCAUAUGUUGCCCGAUUGAAUCAGAAUACCCACGGCAGAAGAGACCGAAAAAGGAGCCAGAGAAGAAGAAAAGCGGCUUCAGAUGCUGCCCCUGCUGGUCCAAGGAUCCCCUCAAGGGAGAUGGAUCGACCAUCGACGGUCCUGGAUCGGGAAUAGAAAAGCCACCCAACGAGGAGAAGCCACAAAAAGAGAAGAAAGAAAAGAAAGAGAAAAAGAAAAAGGAAAAGAAAGAACAGAAGCCGCCCAAAGAAAAGAAGGAGAAAAAGGGAAAGAAAUCCAAAAAGGACGACGACGGGAGGCGCAAUCCCUUUGCGCCGCCCUCCUUUUUGGGCGGAUUCGCCUACCUCUGCAGGCGCUGCAUGCGGUCGGGCCGCCAUCUGCUGUACAGCCACAACUCGAGCUACCAGCGCAUCCGUCGCCAGAACCAGGGCUUCCCCAACGGCUGUGGCCCCCCAACCGUGGCUCCACCCCCAGCUCCAGCACUCCGAGCAGUCCCAGCUUUGUACCACAUGAGUGGUGUGUGCCAGCAUCAGCCCGAUGUCUGGCGAUUCGGGGACACGCCAGCGCCCACCCAAGAGGCAGACGACAGAGAGUCAGACACCGCAUCAGCACCAGAAGCACAGCCCGAAUGGGAGGAAUCGGAGCAUGGAGGAGGCUCCCCUCAUGGCGGCAGCAGUACCACCACCUUGAGACCACACCUCAGCAGCGAGAGCUGCAGCCGAGCCCCACCAAAUCCUCUCAACAGCUGUGGCACUUUCUGCACGACGGGACGGACUCAGGCGGGUGCCUGCAACCUCAAGGGUAGCCCGUCAUCGGCCAUCUGGACGCUGCAGAAGCGAAGCUCCAGGCCGGUGAAGCGGAGGUUUGUCAACGAGCGUUUCGGUAAAAGAAGGAUGCCGGAGAGAGCCGAGAGAGCCGGAAGAGACGACAGAAUUGGGAGAACGGAGAGAGCCGAGAGAAACGAGAGAACAGCACAGGCCAAGGAUGCGAAGGAAGCCUCCUCCUCAAGGCUCGAGGACGACGAGGCAUCGUCCUAUGUGGAGGGUUUCUGCCUCAAGGUGAACAAGCAUGGCACACGGGCCUGCUAUCUGGCCAACGACUACAUGCAGCUGAUGAAGAUGGUGGCCAAAAAGCGGGCCCGUUGCGUUUGCCUCAAGACCAAGAAGACCACCUGCCGCCCCAAGCCAGAGCGAGAGCCCAGUCCCAGGGCAACGGCAGCCCGAGGCCGACGAGCUUCGCCCCCGGCGGCCCAGCGCAGCAGCCCGGCUGCCCCUCGCCAAGCCCCCCGGAGUACCGGAGUCCGUUCGCAGUCCGCCGCAAUGGCCAAGAGUCCAAAGCGAAAGAAAACCAAGCCUCCAGGUAACACAGCCACAGCCACAGUCCCAGAUGGCGAUGCUGACACUUACCAGCUCUCGGAUGGGCCAAGCAGCUGUCAAGAUCCGGCUGCGUGUAGUCGCAAGACCGAGAGAAAGAAAGGCCCAACCUCCCUAGGAAUCUGCCCUAGGAAUCAAGCCGUCAAGAAGCGACCUGCCAGAGGCUCAUCGAGUCCCAGUCCCAAUCAGAGUCCCGUUCGAUUGAGCAGGAACGUUGAAAGAACGUCUUCAUCGCCGACACGGAGUGCCAGAUCUUCGGCAUCGAGGAGAGCCCGUGCCACGGAGAGACAGAGGCAGGAGACUGCCAUCUCGAGCAGCGACUUCGAAGAAGUCCCUCGCUCAGAGAAAAUACCAGCACACACGACCCGUGGCCGAAACCCGCCGAGCGGUGCAUCGGAUGGGCCGGAAGCCGCACUCCAAUGCCAUCAAUCCAAUUCGUAUCCGAGUGAAUGCGUGUUUGCAAAAUAUUCCUAUUCCAAUCCUCGUACCGAUGCCAGCCAAGAUCCAACAGAGGCCAGUCCCUGGACGGAAGCGGCCCCCAAACAGGGUAUUUCUGCCAUAAGUUGGGGGGAGCAGGAAUUCCAAAAUUGUCUCGAGGGGUGCCCUGUACGCUGUGCCCAGAAGCAGUACCAGAAGCAGCAGCAGCAGUACCAGAAGCAGCAGCAACAGCAGCCACAGCAGCAGCAGCCACAGCAGCAGCAGCCACAGCAGCAGCAGCAAAAGGAGCGACAGCAGCAGCAGGAGCGACAGCAGCAGCAGGAGCGACAGCAGCAGCAGGCGGCUUCAGCUGCGACGCAGGAUUCUCAGUUUGAUGAGAAUCAGGCUGAACGGUUCCAGGAGAGAGAGCCAGUACAAGAGAGAGCUGCACAAAAUUACGAAGAGGAUCCACCCAGAGGCGAAUGGAUCACACAGGAGAAGCAGCUUCAGCAGCAGCAGCAGCAGCCAGGACUGGUAGAAUGCCGCUGUAACAAGGAUGCCCCGUGCUGGAGAAAUGUGAAGGAGAAGAGGCAGCCCCAGGCCUACCCACAGGCCCAGUUUCAGUCCCAUUCCCCGAUUUACGCACAGAAGGGCGGCUAUGAUCAGGAUGAUGAGCACUCUCAGUGGACAACGACGCUCAACGAGGAGCGGCCCACAACGAGGAAGCAGCUGAAGAGCCUGUCGCGCUCUUGCAAACUUCGAGCACCGAUCGGUGGGCCCCUGCGUUGGAUUGCCAAUGGAUUCACCAGCUCCAAAAGGAGCUCCUGCACCGAGGGAGCUGCCACGGAGAGGGAAAGACCAGCACCAGCAGCAGCAGCAGCAGCAGCACAGUCGCCACAACCGGCAGACGUCAAUCAGCAGAAGCCACGAGCACCCCCCCAUCGACCACCCAGAGAAGUGGGCCGUCGCUACUACUCGGAAACGCAGCCAAAAAUGUGGUGCGAUCAGGUGGCCAGGCUGGACGGCUUGAGCAGCUCUCGGUCGACCCACACGCGGUGCUCGAUACGUGCCCUCCGCUCCAACACGAACACCAUUCAGAGUCCCCUCACGCCGACACCGUCAGUAGCCAGUGUGGAGGAAGUGCCGGAUAGAUGGGGAUUUCUGCAGUCCACGCAGCAGCAGAUGCAGUCCCCUCAGCAGCAGAUGCAGUCCCCGCAGCAGCAGAUGCAGUCCACGCAGCAGCAGAUGCAGUCCCCUCAGCAGCAGAUGCAGUCCCCGCAGCAGCAGAUGCCGUCUCAGAGGCAGCCAGAGACCCCGAUGCAGAUGCAAAUGCAGCCCAGGAUGGAGGCCCAAUAUCCCGACCAGAAGCCCAACGAAAAGAAUCGCUAUAUGCCCCACGAGCACCGCAUGGUGACUGUUGUAGGUCCUGGUCCUGGUUCUGUCAUUGGCUGUGGCUUUUCCCCCAGCAAGAAAAUACCCAAGCUGUUGAGCAGCCAUCCGCUGGAUCUGAAGCACUCGGUCGUCCAACGGCGGGAGGCCAAGAGGCCCAAAUGGAUGUUCCACAAUCAUGCGCCGCUCACGCUGCGCACGUCCCGACCACGGGCAGAUGCCUACUACGAGGAAAAGCUGCGACGGCGUUGCCUCAAGUUCAUUUUGAACCUCGAGCAGGACAAUCCGUCGUCAUUCGCAGCUCAGGGCACGAGCAGGGCGGCGAUGGACCCAGCGGCAGCUCCUGCAGAGCAGACGACCUGGUAUUCCGCCGAGGAGCAAGCGGAGGCGCAGGCGCACGAGCAGGAACACUAUCCAUCCGAGGAGCAGCAACACGAAGAGGAACUGCAACAGGAACAGGAACAGGAGCCAGUGAACGGCUUACCCGAGGACCAGGAGUGGUAUGCAGAACCUGGCUAUGAAGUCGAUGCGGGUCCACAAUGGAGCCACACGCGUCGCUCGGUCUGCGGCAGUGGGAUACGUCCUGAAAAUAACGCUGGAGUGUGGGUCGAGCAUCCACCAGAUCAAUGGCAGUAUCCCGAGUCGUAUCGGUAUGAGGACCGUCCUCCGCAGAGCCCCACAUAUGACCCCUACUACCGUCCUGCCACGGACAACUGGCCGCCACAAGUUCAAGGACAUAAUUGGGAGCCACCUUAUUACCACCAGAUACAGCAGUCGCAGCCGCAGCCUCCACUCCACAUGAAUUAUCAGGAGCCACAGUCUCAGCGACAGCCCCCGUGCCGGAGCCAGAGCCAGCCACAGCCACAGCCACAGUCUGAGCGCCAGCCACGUCCUGAGCGGAGGCCACAGUCUGAGCGCCAGUCACAGCGCAAGGACCAGAGACGUCCUGAGAGGCAGUCACAGCCUGAACGCCAGUCACAGCCUGAACGCCAGUCACAGCCUGAACGCCAGUUACAGCCUGAGCGCCAGUCCUCAGCUCAGCGUCAGACUCAUCCCCAUCGCCAGGCGCAGGCGCAGUCGCAGCAUCAUCAUCCUCAGCCGCAUCUCCAGCGACAGGCCCAACCCCAACCCGACAACAAUCCCAAGCGGCAUUGGCGACUACCGAGAUCAGUGUCGGAGACCAGACCCUUCUAUGAUGAGGUAGAAGUGAAGGACUAUGCCACGGAAGUAGAGCAGCAGCCACAGAAUUGGCAGACGAAUGCACCACCGCCGGCGUGCAUGCAACCAAUGCAUCACAGGAGCGUGGCACGUUCUUCUGCUUCCUCUGGCAGGGCGGCUGCACAUCGUAGUCCCCGUCGAUCCUCCAGACACCAGGCAGCACAUCGGCAGGGUGGGGGUACGGCCGGUGCCAUAACCGCAGCCGCACUGGGACUGAGGGGCUUGGUCCAAGCCUUAGGCGGACCCAGAUACGCGAGGAAACCAUCGCCGGGCUCUGGCGCAUCUCCAGAUGGAGAGGCUACGACCAUAUCUUCGAUUGAGGCGGGCUUUCCUCGUCUAGUACCCAUGAAUUACUCAAAGGAGCAGCUUCCCUUCACGGUGGAUCCAGCAACAGAGCAUCGCGAGGCGGCAGCACCAACAGCGGCAAAUUCAGUCCGCAGCUAUGGCCUUGUGUCGGGCCGGGAGCAGCGAACCCGGACAUACCCCGUGCAGGAACGACCUUCGACCCUUCCGGCCCGUUCCAGCCGUUUCAAUAGCUACUCGAAGCCUCCACUGUCCAUGGACAACGAGCGGAGAACCCUGUCCCUGUUCGCUGUGCCCACAUCCAGCAGCAAUCUGGCGUGGCGAGCCGAGGCGACAGCCGCCAGACCGAUAACGAAAUCGAGAAUGCCAGGCGGUCAAGAGGAGCAACGCAUGCCGCCUCCAGUCUCGGUUCUCUCCGAUCUGGACUUUCACACACACUCCACAUCACACAACAGCAGCCUCUCCACAUCGGGAGGCUAUCAAGCACCGUCCCCGUCCAGGGCUCAGUCCGAGGCCGGAACCGCACCGCUGGCCGUAUUCCUGGACAACUUUCGAGCCAGAAAUGUACUGGUUCUGCCCGCCAAGUCCUGCCCUUCGUCCGAGAUACCGGCCCGCGGAAGCGGAAGGGAGAAGACGAAGGCGAAGGAUGAACAGGGACCCACUCAAGGAAAUCGCUGGUUUCCAGCUACACCGCUGGUCAUUCCGCCCACCUACAAUGCCCUGCUCGAGGAGCAGAUACUUCAGGAAUAUCUGCCCACGCCCAAAUGCAGGCGCUCCAGGUCUUGAAUGAUCCCACGAUCCCAAAGCAAUCAGUUCUCCGAGAAUCCAUAGCCAAAGCCAUAGCCAUAGCCACAGCCACAGAGUACCUCAUGUAUAGCCUGAAUCUGGAUCUGGAUCUCAGCUAAAACUCCACAAUGCUCGUUUCAAAUAAAAAACAAAUAAAUAGCGGCUGUUUCCUUCAAA
Messenger RNA from Drosophila pseudoobscura, 7261 nucleotides. RefSeq lists its product as uncharacterized. The transcript is spliced from 2 exons. Lineage: Eukaryota; Metazoa; Arthropoda; Insecta; Diptera; Drosophilidae. The record is from RefSeq and is a predicted model, not a curated record. The coding region runs from base 131 to 7084 and encodes 2317 amino acids.